AGCAGUAAUGCAAAGGCUUUUACCUACACAAUGUGUAGGUUUUCUGAUGCAAGCAUUCUACGAAGAGAAGCUAGUGCUAGGUUUCUCUAUGAGUGUAGAUUAAAAGUGUAUGGCCUGGAUUUCCACAUCAAAGUUUUAUUUUACUCACAUUAGGACUUAUGGAGGUACAUUAAAAAAAAACUUGAAAGUUGAUUUGCCUCUGAGCCUGUGCUGUCUGUAUUGAGCAUAGUGCUUUUGAUAAUGGGAGUCAAUGGGGCGCCUAGGGUGAAAGAAAGUAGAGGAGGCUGCGAGUCUAGAGAUGCUCGAAAAUUCACUCAAGUAUACAUGGACUUCACCCACCACUCAAGGAGAAAUACCUUCCAUGAUGUGGCUCAGCGUUCUCUUUCUCCAUGGAAAUACACUCAGAAACCUGCUGACCCAGACCAAUACCCUGAGACAAUCCCGGAGGCUGUGUGCCUGCACCAGGGCUGUGUAGAUGAAGAUGGGCAGGUGGAUAUGGGGCUCAACUCUGUUCCCAUCCUCCAUGACACCUUUGUCCUGAAGAAAGUGAAGGAUAAGUGUGGUAUCUUCUUCCGACUUGAAAAAAAGACCAUCACUGUUGGCUGUACCUGUGUCAGGCCCAUGAUUGUGUAGUUGCAGGUGCUGAUUCUUUACAAGUGUUCUCAUACGAUUUCAGCGAUAUGUGCAACUUAACUUAAUUAAGGCAGGUUUGGUGGGAAGACUUUGAGAAUAGCAGUAGCAGUCGUUGAACUAACAGGGACAAUGUGAAAGAUUAAUAGUAAAGUGAAGAGGCUAGAUAAGGACCAAUGAGGUUGAAAGGAUCACAGUGAGAGUUGUAAUUAAUAUACCAAACUGUAGCAAUAAUUAUCUUGCAUUAUUCAACCAGGCAUAAACAUUUCUAUUCAUUAACUACAAAUAAAUUCAACAUACAGUAAAAGCAGUUUUACAAUACAAAGCUAAGUUGAUUUCCAGUAACUAACAAAUAUCAAUAUGUUGAAAUCUGUUAAAUCUAGGUGUGUGUGUAAAUGAUUUGGGUCUGGCUAUUAUUUAAAUCUAGGAGUUUAAAUGUACACCCAUACCUUGUUAAAUGCAAGACAAAUCAAAAUUGUAAUGUGUGAAAAAAAAGAGUAUUUUGUUUAACUCUAUAUUGAUUUUAUGACAAUUAUUUUUAAUUCAUCUAGUUAUUUAAUUAGUUAUCUUAAACACAUUAACGCUAUGUAAGAAAGCAAUUUAAAAAAAAGGGUCCUCACUACAGUAUUUCCAGUGGACAUUGAUAGCUAUUCAUCCUGUAAACUCAUAAAUCAAUGCCUGCUCAACAUUGCAACUACUGUUUCAUUUAAUUUUAAGCCUACCUACAGUAUACUUGUGUUUGCAGGAAUCCAGAUGAAGUAUGUUAGUCGGAGUGAUAAUUUUCAGAUUGAAAGCUCUCUUCACUGAGUUCUGUGACUCACUGUCGCGAUGCCCUAUUUAAUUGCCUAUGUCUUAUUUUUGUAUUUUCCACAGUUAUAUAUUUAUUUA
Molecule: messenger RNA, 1518 nt
Organism: Lepisosteus oculatus (spotted gar)
Lineage: Eukaryota; Metazoa; Chordata; Actinopteri; Semionotiformes; Lepisosteidae
Source: RefSeq, a predicted model, not a curated record